CUUUACUUAUUCUCACUGUUGACUAAAAGUUUUGCCUAUAAAUACAAUUGCUUACAAUCCCACAAAAUCACAAGAAGAAUAGCGAACAUACCAAGUCAUUUCACAUACUAAUAUCUUUGCAUUUUCUCUUCAUCUCUUAUAGUCCAAAUCCCAUUGUUCAGGCUCUGCAGAUCAGAAUGAAGGGAUUCCUAGCAAUGAUUCUUAUGUUUGCCAUGGCUGCUGCGUUAGUGCAAGGCCAGGGCACUCGAGUUGGGUUCUAUAAAAGAACAUGCCCUCGAGCUGAAUCCAUUGUUAGGUCAACGGUGCAAUCUCAUUUCCGCUCUAAUCCUGCCAUUGCACCGGGCUUGCUGAGGAUGCACUUCCAUGAUUGCUUUGUUCAAGGCUGUGACGCCUCUAUUCUCAUUGAUGGUGCUGAUACGGAGAAAACAGCCCCUCCAAACCUUUUGUUGAGAGGUUAUGACGUCAUUGAUGAUGCCAAAACUCAGCUUGAAACUGCAUGCCCCGGCGUCGUUUCAUGUGCUGAUAUUCUAGCUCUUGCUGCUCGUGACUCUGUCGUUCUGACAAGGGGAAUAAACUGGCAGGUGCCUACAGGACGAAGAGAUGGGAGGGUUUCAUUGGCAUCUGAUACCUCCAAUUUGCCUGGCUUUAGGGAGUCCAUUGACUCACAAAAGCAAAAGUUCUCUAACUUUGGUCUCAACACGCAAGACCUUGUUGCCCUUGUUGGUAAGCCAUUUUACUUAGCCUUAUGUUUUACAUCUAUGUUCAAGGGUUUUUAUCCCGUUAAUAUUCCUCUGGUCUUAAGUCUUAGCAUUUUAUUUUUCCCUCUUACUGCAGGAGGACACACCAUAGGGACUUCAGCUUGCCAGUUUUUUAGCUACAGAUUAUACAACUUCACCAACGGUGGUCCUGACCCCACAAUCAACCCAGCAUUCGUCCCUCAACUGCAAGCACUUUGCCCACAAAAAGGUGAUGGCUCCAGGCGCAUUGAUUUGGACACCGGUAGUGGUAAUAGGUUCGAUGCAUCAUUCUUCACCAACUUAAGAAAUGGCCGGGGAAUCCUGGAGUCUGAUCAGAAGUUGUGGACGGAUGCAUCGACAAGAGCUUUUGUCCAGCGUUUCUUGGGUGCGAGAGGUUUGCCACCAUUGAACUUUAACGUGGAAUUUGCAAGGUCCAUGGUGAAGAUGAGUAAUAUUGGCGUGAAGACGGGUACUAAUGGUGAAAUUCGAAGAAUUUGCUCCGCCGUAAACUAAUAGUAAUUAAUUAAAGGAUUAAGAUUUCAUAAUGACGUUUGAAAAGUUUCAAUUGAUAACGAUAGAUAAUGGUUAUUUUAUUGAUUAGCGAAAGCUUAAAAGUUAAUUAGAAGAUAGAAGCUGAUAAUAAUAAUAAUAAUAAUGUUCGCUCCUUUCGACAAAGAGAGAAAGCAGUGGUGUGAAGCAGCAAUUCCAAAAAUGGGAUUUGUCUACACUUAACUUGUAUUAUUAGUAAUUAUGAUAUAUUUUUAUAAUUAUAUCUUUAUUUGAAUGGAAUAUUUGACUUUUGCUCUAUAAUUAAUCUUCCUUAUACUUUAAGAUUACUCUAGUUGCUCUAUUAUUAACUAUACAUGCAUUAUCAUUUGAGUUUGACAAUUGCU
This is a messenger RNA of Durio zibethinus, 1630 nucleotides long. Lineage: Eukaryota; Viridiplantae; Streptophyta; Magnoliopsida; Malvales; Malvaceae. The record is from RefSeq and is a predicted model, not a curated record.